This is a messenger RNA of Prorocentrum cordatum, 1408 nucleotides long. The record is from the annotation of a GenBank genome assembly. NCBI's taxonomy places the organism in Eukaryota, Dinophyceae, Prorocentrales, Prorocentraceae.
CGCCUCCUCGCCCGGCGCUUGCCGCGGCGCGCCCGAUGCCCGUGGGCGCGGCGGCGCGCCGGGCGCGGCGCCGCGGCGCCUUCGCGCGGGAAGAGCGGCGGGCCAGCGGAGCAGGACGCUGGUAGCUGGCCGCCAGCGGCAGAUGCCCCUGGGCUCGUCCAAGAGCUGCAGCAGCCUGCACGGGCCGUCCCUGGAGCCCGACGCCUUGGCCGCACCCGGCGAUGAUCCAGGCCGCGAGCUCAGCGACGACGAGGCCCAGCUGGUCUGCGUCCGGGCCCACAGCGGAGCCCACUCCGUCCGGGUGGUGUUCUACACUAGCGAGGGUGAGCGUGCUUUCAUUUUGGACUCCAUCGAGGCGAUGAUGUGGAUGUCCGACACGCAUCAAGCUUUGGUCAGGUGGACUCGAAGCUUCGAGGACACGGGGCUGCGGCCAGGCAUGUACCCCUUCAGUUUUUUUGUCGAUGGUGCUCGUCUGCUUUCUCGAGAGCACCCCGUGUAUGGAGACACGAAUUUCGGAGGGCGUGGCGGAGGAAGGGCAGGAGGACCGCAGAGGGAGGAGAAGCGUGGAGCAUUUGAUCUUCGAUGUGGCCCGCGGAGUGUUCCAGAACCUAGCUGUGGAUUGUUUGUCCAGCAGCUGCGCCUCGCUGGCAGCUUUCAGCCGCCGUUGCUCUCGUGCACGUCUGCCUGACGUGGCCAGAGGUGACGCCAAAAAGCAGCUGACGCCAGAGGCAUCGCGGCUGUCCCGUGAGGCACCAGCUUACGGGCAGGCGUUCGGUCUUUUGCCCAUCCCGUGGAGUGGUGAAGCUGGGGAAGGCAGAGGCACAACGAGCGGGCCAUUUGAAAGCACGGCGUGCGCUAUCGGUCCAGAUGUCGCAAAUCGAGUUGCGGAUCAUUGUUUCACGUCCCCGUUGUGCAAAAGAUGGCAUCAUCGCCGUGUGUUGACCAGACUAACCUUGAGCUCCUAGGUCUUUGUGCCCUCCUGUGCUUGGUGACUGCACAAGGGGCCUAGUCAUUGCAGAAAUACUGGGGGACCUGGACUGGAUGUUAUAGCGUAACCAUUACCUGAGAGGCAGAUCUGCUCAGACGGCCCUCGCUGGAUAUUAAUCCCCAGGGUGUCUCGCCAGCAUGAUCGGAUUCUAGCCAGCAUGUGAGUGCAGGCCGUGACUUCGAGCACCUAGGAGAUAGGCCCUGACCAUUGAAGCAGGCUCAAGGCAUCGAGCGCUAGGAACCAUUAGAGGUGAAAGCUUUGACCAAGGCUUCCAUAUGCGUGGAGGACCACCCUUCGGGUGGCAAGGAGGUUAGAGGGGAUGUGUGCAGCUUUAGCUUGCGACUAUCGUCGGAUCGGAUUCACGAUUUAUCCACAUGCCGAUAGUGAUGUUCCCUCUCUAUCGGCCCAUGCUCUAUCGGC